AUGAGUUUGGCCGAUAAAAAGCGAGCCGUCAUGUGUCCGUCCCUCCCUCUUUGACUCCGUCUGUGGGCUAGGCUGCUGCUGAACUCAAGCUCCCGGAACAAAACACCAAGAAACAGCCAUGUCUGAGAAACUUCCCUACAAAGUUGCUGACAUCAGCCUGGCCGAAUGGGGACGUAAGGCCAUCGACAUUGCAGAGAACGAGAUGCCUGGCCUCAUGAAGAUGAGGGAGAUGUACGGCCAGUCCAAGCCUCUGAAGGGCGCCCGUAUUGCCGGCUGCCUCCACAUGACCCUGCAGACCGCCGUGCUCAUCGAGACCCUUACCGCCCUCGGAGCUGAGGUUCAGUGGUCCAGCUGCAACAUCUUCUCCACUCAGGAUCACGCUGCUGCCGCCAUCGCCAAGUCUGGCGUUCCAGUGUACGCAUGGAAAGGCGAGACAGACGAGGAGUACGUUUGGUGCAUCGAGCAGACUAUUUACUUCAAAGAUGGUCAGCCCCUCAACAUGAUUCUCGAUGAUGGAGGAGACCUCACCAACCUGGUCCACCAGAAGUACCCUAAACUGCUGGCAGGUAUCCGUGGCGUGUCAGAGGAGACCACUACAGGGGUCCACAACCUGUACAAGAUGUUCAAGAAAGGCGAGCUGAAAAUCCCCGCCAUCAACGUCAAUGACUCUGUCACAAAGAGCAAGUUUGACAACCUGUACGGCUGCAGGGAGAGUCUGAUCGACGGCAUCAAGCGAGCCACCGAUGUGAUGAUUGCUGGGAAAGUGGCCGUGGUUGCAGGAUACGGUGACGUCGGUAAAGGCUGUGUUCAGGCUCUGCGUGGGUUUGGCGCUCGUGUCAUUGUCACAGAGAUCGAUCCCAUCAACGCCCUGCAGGCCGCCAUGGAGGGUUAUGAGGUGACCACCAUGGACGAGGCUUGUAAGGAGGGAAACAUCUUCGUCACCACCACCGGCUGUGAGGACAUCAUCCUGGGACAUCACUUUGAGAACAUGAAGGACGAUGCCAUCGUCUGUAACAUCGGACACUUCGACUGUGAGAUCGACAUGAGCUGGCUCACCAAGAACGCUGCUGAGAAAAUCAACAUCAAACCUCAGGUGGAUCGCUUCCGGUUGAAGAACGGUAACCACAUCAUCGUCCUGGCUGAAGGCAGACUGGUGAACCUCGGCUGUGCUAUGGGACAUCCUUCCUUCGUCAUGAGCAACUCCUUCACCAACCAGGUUCUGGCUCAGAUUGAGUUGUGGAUGAACCCAGACAAGUACCCUAUUGGAGUCUACUUCCUGCCCAAGAAGCUGGACGAGCAGGUGGCUGCUGCUCACCUGGACAAACUCGGGGUCAAGCUCACCAAGCUGUCAGACAAGCAGGCCAAGUAUCUGGGUCUGCCUGUGGAGGGGCCCUUCAAACCGGACCAUUAUCGCUAUUAAACACCCCACCCAGCUGAGGAAGAGGAGACGAAGAGAGGAGCUGGGGAUGAGAGGGUUUAGAUGGUUAAUGGAGAAUGAAGUGAGGCAUCGUCUGUCGACUUUUCAGGGAUACAGAGAGAUGAUUGUGUAGAUUUUUUAACCUUUACAAGCUCUACAUAGAGGAAAAAUAUAUUUCAUUUGCUAAGAAGCAGCACCUUGUUUCGUUAAACCGAGGUGAGCUCAACAAAAUGUGGCGUGCAGAUGGGGCAGGCCAUAAAAUACAGCAGUGCUUCUGUCUGCAGCAGCUCUCUCUGAGUGUCAGGAAGCUGCAGACCUGUUCAUGGGUUUUCUCAUCAUAGAUGAUCUCAUCUCCAUCUGAAAUCACUCUCACAAACAUCUAGAUCUUCAGUCUUUGGCCCUUUCUUUUUCUCAUUAGAAACACCAUCAGGUGCUGUAGCGGCUGUUUAAAGAGAGUUUCUCUUGUUGUUUUUGUCAUUCCCUCUCCAUUUAUGGAAUAAAAUCAACCCUCAUGAUGCUUUA
This is a messenger RNA of Cheilinus undulatus (humphead wrasse), 1939 nucleotides long. It is a transcript of the gene ahcy, whose product is annotated as adenosylhomocysteinase. Gene Ontology annotation, biological process: L-methionine cycle. The coding region runs from base 119 to 1420 and encodes 433 amino acids. The transcript is spliced from 11 exons. The record is from RefSeq and is a predicted model, not a curated record. Gene Ontology annotation, molecular function: adenosylhomocysteinase activity. Gene Ontology annotation, cellular component: cytosol. NCBI's taxonomy places the organism in Eukaryota, Metazoa, Chordata, Actinopteri, Labriformes, Labridae.